This is a messenger RNA of Papilio machaon (common yellow swallowtail), 1618 nucleotides long. RefSeq names its product steroid receptor seven-up, isoforms B/C. The record is from RefSeq and is a predicted model, not a curated record. Gene Ontology annotation, biological process: anatomical structure development; cell differentiation; regulation of transcription by RNA polymerase II. Lineage: Eukaryota; Metazoa; Arthropoda; Insecta; Lepidoptera; Papilionidae. The transcript has 4 exons. Gene Ontology annotation, molecular function: RNA polymerase II cis-regulatory region sequence-specific DNA binding; nuclear receptor activity. Bases 75 to 923 code for a protein of 282 amino acids.
GUAAUAGGAACUGUCCGAUCGAUCAACACCAUAGAAACCAAUGCCAGUACUGCAGACUCAGGAAAUGUCUCAAAAUGGGCAUGAGGAGAGAAGUUACAUCCUCGGUACAAAGAGGCAGAGUUCCACCGACGCAACCCGCGGGACUCGCUCUUCCCGGCCAGUUUGCUCUCACAAACGGCGACCCGGCCGGCGGCCUCAACAGCCACCCCUACCUCUCCUCCUACAUAUCACUUCUGCUCCGAGCCGAGCCCUACCCUACCUCGCGAUACGGCCAGUGCGUCCAGCCCACCAAUGUCAUGGGCAUAGACAAUAUCUGCGAGCUGGCAGCGAGACUGCUCUUCUCCGCCGUCGAGUGGGCGCGAAACAUCCCCUUCUUCCCCGACCUCCAGGUCACCGACCAGGUCGCGUUACUACGACUUGUGUGGUCGGAGUUAUUCGUCCUAAACGCAUCCCAGUGCUCGAUGCCCCUCCACGUGGCGCCGCUGCUCGCCGCCGCGGGCCUGCACGCCUCGCCCAUGGCGGCGGACCGCGUGGUCGCCUUCAUGGACCACAUACGAAUCUUCCAAGAGCAAGUGGAGAAGCUGAAGGCACUCCACGUGGACUCGGCGGAGUACUCCUGUCUGAAGGCGAUCGUCCUCUUCACGACAGAUGCGUGUGGUCUAUCCGAUGUACCGCACAUAGAAAGCUUACAAGAGAAAUCACAAUGCGCGCUAGAAGAGUAUUGCAGGAGUCAGUAUCCCAACCAACCAACAAGGUUCGGCAAACUCCUGCUUCGACUACCUUCCUUAAGGACCGUCAGCUCACAAGUCAUAGAACAACUAUUCUUCGUCCGUCUCGUCGGAAAAACUCCCAUAGAGACAUUGAUAAGGGAUAUGUUACUGUCCGGGAGUUCGUUCUCGUGGCCCUACAUGGCGACCAUGUGACAUACGAUGUGGCGACAGCUCGCGGCGGCCUGAUCCUCGCCGUACGGCUUCUCGCCGUACCUGCCUCAGUUCCACCUCCAGAGAUACCAGAGUGAGGCGCAGGAGGACGCGGUGACGUCAUCCAGCGAGUUCCAAGAACAGUCGGAGGAAUACUACAGAAGAGAAAAGGCCGAUUGUCCGACCUUUGAUCCGACGUUCUACGCGUCAAAAUCGACGGAAUCCGACGUGUUCGAAGCGACGACAUCGGAGUCAAAAAAUAAAACGUCUUUGAUGAUCGACAACCUCUUGAAUUUAAGACAAGAAUCUUGCUCCUUGCCGGACAUUAAGUAAAAAGUGGGUCAGUAGAGUUUAUUAGUUCAUUUUGUUCCUUUGUAUAAAAAAAUAAAUUAGGUUAGUUGUAAUAUUUAAUGAUGUAAAUAAAAUGUUUUUAUUACUGUAAAUCUACCGAAUGUAAUAUAAUGAUUAGGGUACGAGAGACAUGUUCUAUAGAGAUGUGGUUUCGACGAAAUGUUUCCUUCUUCGGAAUUGAUUUAGGUUUCGGAAAAAAACUUUUUAUACGCAAUACUUUUUAGUGAUUGUUUUUUUUAAUGAAUCGAAGAGCAAUUUAUUGUUUGAAAGCAAUGUAAGUCGGUCGUGCAAUCUUUGUGUGUAGUUAUUAUAAUUUAGGGAUAAUAGUGAUUUUUGAGGUCUUUAAA